Setaria italica (foxtail millet) is the source of this 1617-nucleotide messenger RNA. RefSeq lists its product as uncharacterized. Gene Ontology annotation, cellular component: cytoplasm. The transcript is spliced from 5 exons. NCBI's taxonomy places the organism in Eukaryota, Viridiplantae, Streptophyta, Magnoliopsida, Poales, Poaceae. Gene Ontology annotation, biological process: glutathione metabolic process. The record is from RefSeq and is a predicted model, not a curated record. Gene Ontology annotation, molecular function: glutathione transferase activity. Bases 40 to 1488 code for a protein of 482 amino acids.
GGACUCAGCCACUCUCACUUCCCAGUCUCACAGCACACCAUGGCAGGACGAGAAGCCACCGGAGUAGAAGAGCUCACGCUUCUGGGCGUGUGGGCGAGCCCGUUCGUGAUCAGGGCGCGCGCCGCGCUGAACCUGAAGGGCCUCGCCUACCGAUAUGUCGAGGACGACCUCAACAGCAAGAGCGAGCUCCUCCUCGCCUCCAACCCUGUGCACAAGAAGGUGCCGGUGCUCCUCCACGACGGCAGGGCCGUGUGCGAGUCCCUCGUCAUCUUGGAGUACCUCGACGAGGCGUUCCCAUCCCGCGGCCCGCACCUCCUCCCCGACGACCCGUACGACCGCGCCGUCGCUCGGUUCUGGGCCUCCUACGUCGACGACAAGCUGUUCAGCACGUGGAUACCCGUUUACAACGGCAGGACGAGAGAGGACAGGGUCGAGGCGGCGAGGCAGGUCGUGGCCGUCCUGGAGAAGUUUGAGCAGGCGCUCGAGGAGUGCUCCGGGGGCAAGGCGUUCUUCGGCGGGGACGGCGUCGGGCUCGUGGACGUCGUGCUGGGCGGCUUUCUCGGGUGGCUGCGCGCGUCCGAGGCCAUGUGCGGCGUGAGGGUCUUGGACCCCGCCAAGACGCCGCUCCUGGUGGCGUGGGCGGACCGGUUCGGCGCGCUCGACGGCGUCGAGGAGGUGAUACCUGGCGUGCAGAGGCUGCUGGAGUAUAACAAGAUGAGGCGGGCCCUCCGUGGGCUACCGUACAUACAAACUUCCCAUUGUAUUGUGUUCCUCAAGGAAACACGAGAGAAUAAUACGAUGGCGGGCAAGGAGGAUCUGAAGCUGCUCGGCCUGCUGGUGAGCCCGUUCGUGGUCCGGGUGCGCAUGGUGUUGAGCAUGAAGGGCGUGAGCUACGAGUACGUCGAGGAGGACCUGAAGAACAAGAGCGAGCUCCUGCUCAAGUCGAACCCGGUGCACAAUAAGGUACCCGUGCUCAUCCACAACGGUAAGCCUCUGUGUGAGUCGCUCGUCAUCGUGCAGUAUGUCGACGAGCUGUUUCCCGGCCCGUCCAUCCUCCCCACCGAUCCCUACGCGCGCGCCACUGCUCGCUUCUGGGCCGCCUACAUCGACGACAAGCUAUUUCCGGCGUGGUAUGGCGGCAUCGUUAAGGCCAAGACGGAGGACGAGAGGGCGGAGAAGGUGACUGAGACGCUUGCCGCUAUCGCGCAAAUCGAGGAGGCCUUCGCCAAGUGCAACGAGGGCAAGGCUUUCUUCGGCGGCGACUCCAUCGGGUACCUCGACAUUGUGCUCGGCUCCUUCUUGUUCUGGUUCGAGGCGGUGCGCAGGAUGUACGGAGUCGAGAUCAUUAGCGCAAGCAAGACUCCGCUCUUGGCCGCGUGGGCGGAGCGAUUCCGGGAAAGUGCGGAGGCGAAGGAAGUGGUGCCGGGGGCGGACGAGGCCUUGCAAUUUGUCAAUAAGUUCGCUGCCGCUGCGGCUGCCGCCAAGUGAAUUGGGCCGUGUUUAGUUGGGGAAUUUGGGAGGUGCCAAAUUACUGUUACAGCACUGUAGCACACUGUAGCGUUUCGUUUGUAUUUGUGAAUUAUUGUCCAAAUAUUGACUAAUUAGGCUUAAAAGAUU